Messenger RNA from Cajanus cajan (pigeon pea), 1955 nucleotides. RefSeq names its product putative 2-isopropylmalate synthase. Gene Ontology annotation, biological process: L-leucine biosynthetic process. NCBI's taxonomy places the organism in Eukaryota, Viridiplantae, Streptophyta, Magnoliopsida, Fabales, Fabaceae. Gene Ontology annotation, cellular component: chloroplast. The record is from RefSeq and is a predicted model, not a curated record. Gene Ontology annotation, molecular function: 2-isopropylmalate synthase activity.
CUUGCAUGUACAAAUGACCCUUGACUAAAUCAGAAACAAACCUGAACUAAAAACCCUUCCCUCACCAGUCGCCACCUCUUCCACUUCCCAAUGGCACCCAAACCUCACUACACCCCCAACCACAUCCCCGACCCAUCCUACAUCCGCAUCCUGGACACCACCCUCCGCGACGGCGAGCAGUCUCCGGGAGCCCCCAUGCCCGCCGCCGAGAAACUGGCCAUCGCGCGGCAGCUAGCGGCCCUGGGCGUGGACGUGAUCCAGCCAGGGUUCCCCUCCGCCUCGAGCGACGACUUCAACGCCGUGAAGGCGAUAGCGCAAGAGGUGGGCAACGCCGUGGACGGGGACGGGCACGUGCCGGUCAUCGCGGGGUUCUGCAGGUGCGUGGAGAAGGACAUUGCGGUGGCGUGGGACGCUGUGAAGUACGCCAAGUGGCCUAGGCUUUGCACUUCCAUUGCCACCAGCCCCAUCCACAUGGAGCAUAAGCUGAGGAAGAGUAAGGAGCAGGUGAUCAAGAUUGCUAGGGAUAUGGUUACCUUUGCAAGGAGCUUGGGUUGUGUUGAUGUUCAGUUUGGUGCUGAAGAUGCUGCCAGAUCGGAUAGAGAGUUUCUGUAUGAAAUUCUUGGAGUGGUUAUUGAGGCCGGGGCAACAACUGUGAACAUAGCUGACACUGUAGGCAUAUUAAUGCCGUUCGAGAUGGGAAAAUUGAUUGCUGAUAUAAAAGCUAAUACCCCUGGAAUUCAAAAUGUUAUUAUUUCGACCCAUUGUCAUAAUGAUCUUGGCCUUGCUACUGCUAAUACGAUAGAGGGUGCACGUGCUGGUGCAAGGCAAUUAGAAGUAACAAUGAAUGGGAUUGGUGAAAGGGCUGGUAAUGCAUGCUUAGAAGAGGUUGUGAUGGCUUUGGCAUGCAAGGGAUAUCAUGUCUUAGGUGGUCUACAUACAAGAAUUAAUACAACGCACAUAUUAAAGACAAGCAAGAUGGUUGAAGAAUGCUCUGGUAUGCAUUUGCAACCACACAAAGCUCUUGUGGGAGCUAAUGCAUUUGUUCAUGCAAGUGGUAUUCAUCAGGAUGGGAUGCUAAAACAUAAAAGUACAUAUGAAAUAAUAUCUCCAGCUGAUAUUGGUCUUAAAAGAUCCACAGAAGUUGGUAUUGUGUUGGGGAGGCUUAGUGGACGCCAAGCUUUGAGAAAGCGACUUGAAGAGCUCGGUUACGUACUUAAGGAAGAUCAAGUCGAUAGUGUGUUUUCGCACUUCAAAUCAAUGGCUGAGAAAAAAAAGGUUGUAACUGAUGCCGACCUCAAAGCAUUGGUAUCAUAUAAAGCGUUUAACUUAGAGCCUAUAUGGAAGCUUGGUGAUUUACAAGUCAUGACUUGUGGUACAAUGGGUCUUUCAACAACAACAAUCAAACUUGUUACCACUAACAACAGCACACAUGUUGCUUGUUCAAUUGGUACAGGAGCAGUGGAUUCAGCUUACAAGGCCAUUAAUCUCAUUGUGAAGGAACCUAUAAAACUUUUGGAAUACUCACUGAACUCAGUCACCGAAGGCAUUAGUGUAACUUCCACUGCACGAGUUGUAAUUUGUAGGGAGAACUAUCAUACAUCUACCUAUGCUUUCAAUAUAACUUAUCCAACGUAUAGUGGGAUUGGAACAGGAAUGGAUGUUGUUGUUUCCAGUGUUGAAGCUUAUUUGGUUGCACUAAACAAGCUGUUAGGAUGCAAGGAAUCAUUUAUAUGUGCUGAAAAAAUUCAAAUUUCUGAAUGAGAGAAAUUUGUGCUACUACUUGCAAUUGCGGUCGUCAUUAAUUUGAAAUCGUUGUUACAUGAAAAAAAUAUAAGGAUACUAAAGAGUGAUGGUGUAAGCUCCGUGUCUUUGUCGAGUCUUUAAAUUAAGGGAUUAUGCUUUGUACUUAAAUAUUAAUUGUCAACAAUAAUGAUUUAUUUAUUAUAAGAAACUGA